UCGGCCCGGCCCGGCCCCGCCGCGGGGAUGCUGUGCGCGGGCACCGCUCUGCUGGCAGCCCCCCGAUGCUUUGGCAGCCGCUGAGAGCCGCCAGGAGGGAGGAGGAGGAGGAGGAGGCGCCCGGGAUGGAGCAGCCGGCAGCGGAGCGGCGGGGCCGGGGGCCGGGCCGGGCGCACGGGAGGUAGCGCAGAGAGGAGCAGAAGUGCUGCGGAUCGGGCGGUGAUGGAGGGAACCCGGCAGAGCAGGAUCUGCCGCCCGCACAAGAUAAGUGAAUCCUCCAAGGUGUACAGGUGGGAUGACCACUCCAGCCUGGUCCUGCAGAGCCUGAACGAGCAGAGGCACCGCGGUCUGUUCUGCGACAUCGUGCUGGUGGUGGACGAGCAGAGAGUCCCGGCCCACAGGAACCUGCUGGCUGUGUGCAGCGACUACUUCAACUCCAUGUUCACCAUCGGCAUGAGGGAGGCCCACCAGAAGGAGGUGGAGCUUUUUGGAGCCUCCUACAUCGGCCUCAAGGCCGUGGUGGAUUUCCUGUAUGGCAGCGAGCUGUCUCUGGAUGGAGGGAACAUCGACUACGUGCUGGAGACAGCUCACCUGCUGCAGAUCUGGAAGGUGGUCGACUUCUGCUGCGAGUACCUGGAGAACGAGGUCAGCGAGGAGAAUUACCUGUACCUGCAGGAGCUGGCCUCCAUCUACAACCUGAAGCGCCUCGACUCCUACAUCGACUCCUUCAUCCUGCAGAACUUCGGCACGCUGUCCUUCACCCCGGACUUCCUGCAGAACAUCUCCUUGCAGAAGCUGUGCCAGUACCUGGACAGCAGCGACGUGCAGCAGGAGUGCGAGCACGACCUGCUGCAGGCUGCCCUGCAGUGGCUCACGCAGUACCCGGAGCGGGAGAACGAGGCUUACCAGGUGCUGGACAACAUCCACUUCCCCCUGAUCCCCAAGAGCGACCUGCUGCACCGAGUGAAGCCUGCCGUGUGCUCGCUGCUGCCCAAGGAAGCCAACUGCGAGGGUUUCAUCGAGGAGGCAGUGAAUUACCACAACAGUGUGACGGCCCAGCCCGUGCUGCAGACCAAGCGCACGGCGCUGCGCACCUGCGAGGAGCGCCUGCUCUUCGUGGGAGGGGAGGUGUCGGAGCGCUGCCUGGAGCUCUGUGAUGACACCUGCUUCCUGGACACCAGGAAGGGACAGUGGGUGGCAGAAACCCCUCUGCCAGCCCGGAGGAGCCACCACUGUGUCGCAGUUUUGGGAGGAUUCAUCUUCAUAGCCGGGGGCAGCUUUUCCCGGGACAAUGGAGGGGAUGCGGCGUCAAAUCUCCUAUAUAGGUAUGAUCCCCGCUGUAACCAGUGGAUAAAGGUUGCCUCCAUGAGACAGCGGCGGGUGGAUUUCUACCUGGGAGCCAUCACUGACAUGCUGGUGGCUGUUGGUGGCAGGAAUGAGAACGGGGCCCUGUCUUCAGUUGAGACCUACAGCCCUCAGAAGGACUCCUGGACCUACAUAGCAGGACUGCCCAGCACAGCCCCUGCUGCAUGCCUUGAUAAAACCCAUAAGGACUGUCCUGUCUGCUGCCCCAGGUUUACGUACGGCCACGCCGGCACGGUCUACAAGGAGUUCGUCUACAUUUCGGGGGGCCACGAUUACCAGAUCGGCCCCUACAGGAAGAACCUGCUGUGCUACGACCACCGCACCGACGUGUGGGAGGAGAAGAGGCCCAUGAUCACUGCCAGGGGCUGGCACAGCAUGUGCACCCUGCAGGACAGCAUCUACUCCAUCGGCGGCAGCGAUGAUAACAUCGAGACCAUGGCUCGCUUCGACAUCCUCAGCGUGGAGUCCUACAGCCCCCAGUGCAACCAGUGGACCAGAGUGGCGCCUCUGCUGCAAGCCAACAGCGAGUCUGGGGUGGCAGUUUGGGAAGGCAAGAUUUACAUCCUUGGGGGUUACAGCUGGGAGGAAGCUGUCUUCUCCAAAACAGUCCAGGUUUAUGAUAAGGAGAAGAAUAAGUGGUGCAAAGGAACGGACUUGCCCAAAGCCAUCGCCGGAGUGUCCGCGUGUGUGUGCGCCCUGAAGCCCAAAACAGAGGACAAAAAGAAAAAGAUGAAAACAAAAAAACAUCAAGAUCGAGGGAGAUGACCACUCCUGGAUAGCCAUCCUUGCAUGGUGGACUUGGAUUUAGACAUUUCUGUCUAACCUUUAUUCUUUUUCUUUUUAAACAGGGUGGGGAGGGCAUCUUCUGCAGCCUCGGAAAAUGCACACUUGAAUGUGGUUUUUGGAUUAAACCCAUGUUUAAGGUAAAAACAACAAAAACCAAAAACUCCCCCUCUUGCUAUACAAAGGGUGAUGUGGCCAGAGAGGUUCUGCUGCUCUCCUGAAUGUUAAGGCUUAGGCUUUUCCUUCUGUGGCUCAUGGCAUUUCCAUACAUCAUAUUAUAUCAACAUUUUCAGGAGGUUUUUAAAGACAACUUUUAUACUUUUUUAUACCACAUUUUGCUAACUCAGUCUCUCGUUUGCCAUACAUUUUGUUGUUGACUAUGGAACUGCUGCUGUGUGCUCGUGACCCCGCUGUUGGCAUCAGGAACUCCUCGUUUGAUGAUCUUUGGUCUCUGUGUGGCUUGGCCAGGACGUGGUGCAGCUGUUGGAGCAGCACUGGCAUUCCCAGCAUUGUCAGGCAGUCAGCUGGAACUGGGACCAUUGUCACAAUUCCAGCUUCCCCAGAGCCCAGCUCACAGCCAUGCUCAUAAACACACUUUAUUUCAGUGGAUUUCAAGGGCUUUGGUUUAAAGUUCAGCUGUUGAUCACUGCUGUUAUUUUUUUUUCUCAGUCCUCCUCUCCCAUCUCCCUUUCCAUGUAUUUCAGAUUUGCCUUUUCUUCCAUCUGUUGUAUGUGCAGGUGAUAUCCUGCUGCCCUCAUUCUUUUGUCAUUUUUUUCCCCCCUCAACUACUUACCUCAAUAAUUGGAAAACACUAAGAAAACAUUUUUGCACUUAAUUUCAUUUGAAAUUCUGGUAAAUCUGAGACCUACUACAAGCACGCAAGUAUUGAAAGAGGUAACAAUAAAUUUCUGGAGUGCAAGGAGGUUAUAGGUUGUUUCUUCAAUGCUAAGAAAACUAGUUGGAAUUAAUUUUCUGAAACUCUUUGAGGGUUUUUUUGGUGUUUUUUUAAUUUAAAAAAAAAAAUCCCCAAGAGUCAGUCUUUCAUUUGCAUUAAUGGAUUUAUUUUAAAGCCUUUGUAUACUGCAUGAGGUAAUGGUUAUUCCUUUUCGACCUAAAAAAUAAAUUUAAAACAAAACAAAAAAAAAACCCAAACAAAACAUUUUGGUUAUGACAAACUCAUUGACAAGUUUUUGGGGUUAUUUUUUUUAAUAUCUGAAAUCCUUGCUAUGUUGACUGACAACUACUUAACUUUUUGGGGACAUUUUCAUGUGUAAGUAUAGAACAAAAAUUUCAAAGGCUUGCUUUUCAUUCUGUUACUGGGUUGCUUGUUAAUAUAUCCCCUCUUUUAAUGUGUUUAUGUAUUACAUUAAUGUCUGGGAACAAUAAAUCCAGUUUAGAAUAUUCUAUUCAUCACA
Catharus ustulatus (Swainson's thrush) is the source of this 3563-nucleotide messenger RNA. RefSeq names its product kelch like family member 36 (gene KLHL36). Lineage: Eukaryota; Metazoa; Chordata; Aves; Passeriformes; Turdidae. The record is from RefSeq and is a predicted model, not a curated record. The coding region runs from base 223 to 2130 and encodes 635 amino acids. The transcript has 5 exons. Gene Ontology annotation, molecular function: cullin family protein binding.